CGGAACCGAUUACGAAUGGCUCCUAAAAGAGAAGCCUCCGCUAAGAACUCACCUACGCCAGUGGCUCAGCCCAAACUGGGCCCAUCUUUUCCUCUCCUACCUACAACUCCUGCAGCACCAAAAGCAGCCCCAGAGAGGAAACUUAGAAUGCUGCGGCCAUCAGAUUCACCGUUUGACCCUACUACUUUGGAGAUUGAGUUUAACCUGGAACAGAUUCGUGAGUUUAAGGAGGCGUUCCUGCUGUUCGAUAGAACGGGCGAAGGACUGAUCUGUUACAGCCAAUGUGGGGAUGUCAUGCGCUCCUUGGGACAGAACCCUACCACUGCGGAUGUCCUCAAAGUCCUAGGAAACCCCAAAGCUGAGGAAAUGAACACCAAGAUGCUGGACUUUGAGAGGUUCUUGCCCAUGCUUCAGACCAUUGCUAAAAAUAAAGAUCAGGGCUCCAUGGAAGACUUUGUGGAGGGACUUCGUGUCUUUGACAAGGAAGGCAACGGAACAGUAAUGGGCGCAGAGCUGCGCCAUGUCCUCACCACACUUGGUGAGAAAAUGACAGAAGAAGAAGUGGAGACUCUUCUGGCAGGACACGAAGACGCAAACGGCUGCAUCAAUUAUGAAGAACUGGUCAGGAUGGUCAUGAACGGCUGAAGAUGAAAAGAAUCACUUUUUUCCCCCUCACCUUUUGCCCUGUCACGAUUUUUUUGACUGUUUUGCAGUUAGAUUUCUACAGCCCUACAAGCUCUUUGCCAUGGAUUUGAUUUGUCUUAAGCCGAGACCUUUGCUACUGCUGACAAGUACAACAUACUAUACAAGACUAGUAUGAAUGCAUUCAGUAAGGAGUCUUAAAACUUGCUUUGUUUGACACAUUCCAAGAUGCAUCGCCUGAGAUUUUUUUUUUCUUUUUCUCCCACGUUUGCCGGUGCCCAAUAUUGUAACUCCUGGUACCAAUGUGUACAUUGUGGGUGGGGAAUAUAAUAUUUAUACAUGCACGCAUACACAAUAGUGGUGUGAUGUACUGUAUUGGCAAAGAAUUUGGCUCAAAACCACUGGCUUGCUUUAUCAUUGUAGCAAAUCGGUAGAAGUCCUAUAAAAGCCAUAGUAUCCAUACCGAGACAACAUUUUACAUGUUUCCCAUGCUUUUAUUUUCACAAUCUCUUUUGGAUUUGAAUAAAAGGUCUCCUCAAACAUGA
This is a messenger RNA of Hippocampus zosterae (dwarf seahorse), 1187 nucleotides long. RefSeq lists its product as uncharacterized. Lineage: Eukaryota; Metazoa; Chordata; Actinopteri; Syngnathiformes; Syngnathidae. The coding region runs from base 16 to 645 and encodes 209 amino acids. The transcript is spliced from 6 exons. The record is from RefSeq and is a predicted model, not a curated record. Gene Ontology annotation, molecular function: calcium ion binding; structural constituent of muscle. Gene Ontology annotation, cellular component: myosin II complex.